Messenger RNA from Chaetomium fimeti, 2417 nucleotides. RefSeq lists its product as uncharacterized. Gene Ontology annotation, biological process: metal ion transport; transmembrane transport. Gene Ontology annotation, molecular function: metal ion transmembrane transporter activity. Gene Ontology annotation, cellular component: membrane. The record is from RefSeq and is a predicted model, not a curated record. The transcript is spliced from 2 exons. Lineage: Eukaryota; Fungi; Ascomycota; Sordariomycetes; Sordariales; Chaetomiaceae. Bases 1 to 2358 code for a protein of 785 amino acids.
AUGGCAGACAGCCCAACCCCCGAUCCCGGCCUUGAUUGUAAUAUCAAAGUAUACAAGAUUCUGGCGAAUGGGUCAAUGCAGGCAGUCGACAAGGCAGUCUCACUACUCGAGGGCCUUGAGAAUGACGGAAAGCCCGGCGUUGGUCUACUGUGUCUCGUUGAAGGGUUAUCCGAGUCGACCAUAACAGAGCUGCGGAAGCUGCUUCCAAGCCUGCCCGAUGCCUUCAUCAGCGCCCAUUUGUGUGACAACCUUGCGCAAAUCGACAGCGCUUUGGACGACGAUCACUUGUUUCUAGCCAAGUGGUCCCGCGCCGCAGCUCAGCCCAAGGAGGCAUGGCUACAUGAGAAGAAACUGAGGACGUCCAAUAGCCCUUUCAAUGUCGACGACGCCAACCCAGCCGCCUCACGUCUGGAUCACAAACGCUACGAUCAUAUCACGGAGCCUUUCCGGUCAUACAAUCCCAUACGCGAGUUUGACAUCGGCGUCCCAUACCAACCGAACAUCGAGGGGGGACAUUCUCGGACAACGACAUCCGUCCUCGAUGAGUCGUGCAGAGAAAAAGACAUCGAAGGACAACACAACGCCUCGCAAGUUGACGAAAGGUCGACCGUCGCCGAACCGGCAUUGAAAACCAAGAUAUGUGUCCAAGACAUGUUCACGCACGCGGCUCAAGAGUGCAUAUCUUUCUACCAUGAAAGCUUAGGGGAUAUGCUGAUAGGUAUUCUCAUAUUCGAUCAGCCCAGACAAUAUCGCAUCACCGAAGUUCACUACAACCUCAUGACGGGCGGCGAGGUUGAGAGCAAGCCAGGCUCACCCGAGCAUGCAUUCCAGGACGAUAGCAGUUACCCCGAUAGGUUCAUUAGCAACUCGAGACUUGCGAAUAUGGCGCCUCCAGUGGACAAGAUCGUUGAAGCCGUCAUUGACACCAUCGUAGCUAUUGUCCUCGAGGACCAGCGCAAGCUUCUCGCGAGCAUCAGCAAGGCUCUGGACGAGAUUGAGCUCUCCAUGGGAAAGGACGUGAACAGCCCCAAGAACUGGAGAGACUUCCCGCCGGGGUGGAGGAACCAUCUUUUUCACCAGUCAGAAACGAUUGGAUACUUUUUGUCUCGCAGUCCCGAGUCCAACACCGCUUCGCCUCCAACGUCGCACACGCCCAGGCGGGACCGAGCGCUGAAACAGGCCGAGAAGCAGCUCGAGGCCACGAUGGCGCGGCUUGAAGGCACAUACCAAGUACUCAUGUCAUCCAUGAGCAUCCUCGAAAGCGAGAAGGCGAUCGAGCAGGCCGAGGUGGUGACGAGGCUCACGAACCUGGCAUUCUUCUUCAUCCCUCUGACCUUUGUGUCUGGGCUCUUCGGCAUGAACCUAAACGAGUUCGACAAGCAGUUGACUGUGGCCAUGUGGGUGGGCAUCUCGCUCGGGGUCACCGCCGCCGCCUACUUCAUCCGUUUCCGUCGCCCGCUAGCUAUCGCCGCCUACCAAACACCCCAGACCAUCCGGAGCAUGCGCUGGGAUAUGCUUGUCGCACGCAUGAGGCGCUGGACGCAGGUCAUACGCUCCCUUUCGCGUGACCUCGCUUCGGUUGUUUUCUUUGCUGUCGUGGGCGUAGCCGUUUGGCUUGCUGCGACACUACCGGCCACCGACGAGGCCAAAAUCGGCAUUACCGCCAGCCUGCAGCUGCUAACACAACUCCUGUGGACAAAAGGACUCACUUUCGAGAACUUUCGUCUGCAGCGCCUGCAACGAGUCGUCAAGGCGGCUCUUUUCGCUGGCAUCGGUGUGGCCAUAUGGGCUAUCUCGACGAGUGCACUCCCAGUUGAUGCCAGAAUCGGACUCGCGCUGGUUGUUGUUCGCCUCCGAGUCCUCGGCACUAGCACGUGGUUUAACAGUAUCCAGUCCAGCCAGAACGACUCGUCUACCUGGAUUGAUUUCCACGACAAUUGCCGCAUCCGCCUCCCGGUUCACCCUCUCUGGUUCGACGCGGCCAGGGCCAUCCUCUGCUCCGCCCUGGGCGUCGCGCUCUGGAAACUGUUCACCAGUCCCCUCUCGGACGCCGCUAAAGUCGGCGUGGCCGUUGGCGUAAUGCCUGUUCCCAUCGCAGUGCUAGGUCUACCGUUUGUCGUAUCUGAAUCUGUACGAAGGUCGGACUGGAGAAACCUGCUCAUGGCCAUGGCAGUCAUCACGAUCCGCGGGGUGGUAGCUUACCUCCCAAUCCAAGCUGUCGUAAUCUGGAAGAUCAGUACCGCCACCACGCUAUCAGUCAGCACAAAGUUAGGCGUCGGAGUCACGUUCAAUUUUGGCUUUUACGUUCUCAUAUUUUUGCUUGGGGCCGCCGGCCGCGAAUCCGAAUCGGCUAGCUGAAGAUCGGGACUCAGACGUAAUUACACCCGCUUCCCUCGAGUUUGCAUUUCAUCUUCAGC